Molecule: messenger RNA, 693 nt
Organism: Arabis nemorensis
Lineage: Eukaryota; Viridiplantae; Streptophyta; Magnoliopsida; Brassicales; Brassicaceae
Source: the annotation of a GenBank genome assembly
AUGGAUCCAGAUGCAGUGAAGUCGACCCUUUCAAAUCUGGCAUUCGGGAAUGUAUUGGUGGCUGCUGCUAGAGAUUAUAAGAAGGAAGUUCUUGCAAAUGAAAAGGCGCAAGCUUCAAAUCCUGCCAAUGAGGAGGUUGAUUUUGACGAUUUGAUGGAUGAUCCAGAGCUAGAAAAGUUGCACGCAGAUAGAAUUGCAGCACUCAAGAGAGAAGUGGAAAAGAGAGAAAGGUUCAAAAGGCAAGGACAUGGUGAAUACCGAGAAGUAAGCGAGGGCGAUUUCUUGGGAGAAGUCACAAGGAGUGAGAAAGUGAUAUGUCAUUUCUACCACAAGGAAUUCUACCGGUGCAAGAUAAUGGACAAGCAUCUGAAGACCCUUGCACCCAGACAUGUGGAUACAAAGUUCAUUAAGAUGGACGCAGAGAACGCUCCCUUCUUCGUCACCAAGCUUGCAAUCAAGACCUUGCCGUGUGUUAUCCUUUUCAGCAAGGGAAUCGCCAUGGAUAGGCUUGUCGGGUUUCAAGAUUUAGGGGCCAAGGACGAUUUCAGCACGACGAAGCUGGAGAACGUUCUGGUUAAAAAAGGAAUGCUUAGCGAGAAGAAAAGAGAGGAAGACGAGGAGGAGUACGAGUAUCAAGAAAGCAUACGUCGGUCCGUUAGGUCUUCAGAGAAUGUCAACUCUGAUUCAGAUUGA